UCGUGAAAAUGAGUGGGAAAGGAUUUUUAGGGGUAUAUAAUCCUGACCUGCAACUAUUUCACAACUUCAUCAUGCUAAAUGAAGCUUCAUCACGCCACAAAAAUAGGCCUUCUUCAGCAACAGCUCUAGUUAAGUCUGGCCAUGAAGAACGCAGGUCUUCCCGGUUACAAAGCCUGAGACCUUCAAACUCCACAUCAAAAAUCAUAUUUACUGGCAUCUUAAAUCCUACCACGUGCAUUAAUGUUAAUGUUACCAUCAUGUUCAUUGUCUCCAAGGAGCACUACCCAGUUUAUGAUGUAAACAACCUGUACAACACAAAUGCUGAAUUUGACUGGGGAGACCUUCGAAGCCUCAGAGAGGAAGUAAGAGAGGCCUCCCAAAAAUUCUUCUUCCUUUUCCAGUUCCAGUACCCUGGUACCUACGUGCUACAGCUGAGUAGCAAUAGGCACAAAAGAAUGUAUGUUAGGGUCAUGCCACUUGGAGGACAGUGUUAUGAAGAGGGACCAUUCUUCCCCACAACACCCAGAUAUGCUGUACAGGUGGGCAUUGCAAAAAACCGAGACCUCCUACUGAAACCUGACUGGACAGCAAUUACUGGAGUGAUCACAGGACUUCUCAUAUUGCUUAUUGCCUCUGUGGUAUUGGCACUUCUUUGCCAGGGACUUAGCCGGUCGCAGAAAGGCACUACCUGCCCUCCAUUUCGAAGGCAGCAGCUGAAGUAUAGUCUGGACAGCUAUUCCUCCAAUGUAUCAACAGUCUUUUCCGUUAAAAAAUGUCACCCCUCACUGCAGAACAAAGGCAGUAUGGAUGAUGACUCUUGCAGCACUGGUGGAACAGCCUCCUUCCUGAAAAGGGGUGAUGUUUGGGAGCCUGAAGAACAGAUAGACCUUGAAUCAUUUAAUACCAAUGUUUUCUUUGAACUUUUGCUGAGACAGUCACUAUCUGUUACAACCAAACUGGGCCAUUUCAAAGAAGAGGUGAAAAAUAUAUAUUGCAAGCUUACGAGUGAAAUAUCUUCACUGAAAAACCUUUGGAUAAAGACACUGAGUAUCCCAGAAGAGAUGGAGGCUUAUGAGAGCACAAUGACAGAGGCUUACUUAAAAGUGAAACAGCAGGCAGAAGAAGAGAUGCAGCAAAGGAAACAGUUGGCUGCUGAAUAUGAGGAAAGUGUGAACAAACAGAUGCACUUAUUACAGCAUGAUCUGAAAUGUCAGGAAGAGCAUUGUGUCAUGUUCAAUUCUGCCUUGAGAGAGGUGGUGAGAUUGGCAGAGAUGCUGACAAAUAAGGUGGCUUGUAAAGAAAACCAAACAACACUGUCUCAGCCAGACUGUGCAAGCCUGUUAGCCCAGAUAGAGGCUGCAAGCAGCAAGAUGUCAAGCAUAAUAAUAAAGGAGAGUCACCGCCUCAAAGCAUGGGGAGUACUGGGUGAAGGAACAGGAGCUCACCUUCUUAACAAAGCUAAAACCAGGAUACUUACCAAGGAAGAGCUAGUGGACUCAAAUGGCACUGCCCGAGCACCUGAUGUUGUCUUCGUGGAUCCUGUCACUGGAUUGUUAACUCCCUACCCACACUGCGCCAUGCUGCUGACCAGUCAGUGCCCUGGGCCGGUACCUAGCAAUCAUUUUCUGCAUCCUGAGACUGGAAAGGUACUUCACGUAGCUGGUAACGUUGGUUAUGAUCCCAUCAGAUCUAGGCUGGUCUGUGCUGUUGAUUCUGCUUCAGGUGCUAAGCGUCAUAAGCCUGAAGUGCCCAUAUUUCCCUACAUUCCUUACCCAGUUUGUCCCAACACUGGCCUACCCGUGAAGACAAAACUUCCAGUCCUGUGUCCUGAAAAAAUGUUUGGUAUGGGAGGACUCAUGCUAGAUCCAGUGACAGAAAUAGAAGUUCCAGUGCUUGGGGUUACAAUUCAUCCUCACAGCGGGCAAAAGCUGACUGUUGGUGGGACAUACCUUAACCCUCUUACUGGCAUGUUGACACCUCUGGAGAUUGGGGGUCCUAUGACUGAGCCAGAGGGAGGCAAGAUUGUUCCAAUACUCGGAGUCGGUUUGGAUAGUAACACUGGAGAAGUUAUACCUCUAGGUGGGCUGGUGGAUCCUUCCAGAAACCUAAUGCUUCUUGGAGAUUCCUUCACCGAACCUCUGAGUGGGAAAACAGCCCGGGUACAUGGAGCUCACCUCCGGCAAGACGAGGUGCUGCCCCACAGUGGAGGUUACCAAGCAGUGUUGGAAGCUGACUGGCUGGUAUCACAAACCCAUGUGGUGAAUGCUCUAAAGCAGUUUAAGGCAUCAGUUUUGGAAGAUACCUGUCUAGCAGCAGACAGAUUAGCAGCACUAAAGGCUUCAGUAGAAGAUAUGAAGAAAUCUUUCACCACUAGGUUUUAUCAUGCAAUACAUUGCUUGCAAAGCCUGGAGAAAAAACGGGAAAUAGCUUCAAGUCUCAAGAGUAACGGUGGUAAACUGGGUAUGAUCAAAUAUCCUGGCACAGAGAUGUGGAUCCCUGCAGUGUUUGGAAUGAAAAUCCCAGAUCCUGGUGGGUCCAGUUUGAUGGUGCCAAUUCUGGGAAUAGACUGUGACUGGAACACUAGGCAGCCUUCCCCACUCGCAGGAACCAUGGAAGACAGAAACGGAAAAGGCCUUGUCCCCAUCACUAUUGGUGCCAGAACCAUAAGUCCAAUUACAGGGGAAAUUGGGCCUAUUAUAGGUGCUCAAACCAACCCCUGGACACACAAUGUAAUUCCUACUGUUCAGUCUCUUGGAGUUUUACCAAGAAGAGCUACGGAUCCAGAUCUGCUGGACUUUCUAGAAAAGGAAAUAAAUUCAAAGCAUAUAUACUGGCAUUGCAGAAGAAAAAAGGAAGAAGGGCUUCUUAAAAAGCUGAUCUCUCUAAUUCUUCAUGUCCUUGAUGCUGCAAAAGAGGGAAAGGCACAGAAGAUAAAAUACAAGGAAAAAGUAAAAGACAUUGAGGAAAUGUGCCAUUUUCUUAAAGGGUCCUCUCUGCAGGAAGCUGAGAGACGAACCUCAAAAUAUUUCAGUAGCCAGACGGCCACCGAACUAUGCUUACUAUUCAAAGCUGACAGAGAUGAAAAAGAACAGGAAAUACAGGUUCUGUUGGAGAUCAGAAAGGCACUGGAGAAGCUGAUGGAAUUCAUUGAAAAGAUGCAACUAGAAGAAGAACGAAUAUACAUGCAGCUGAUAGAGAGAGAAAAGCAAAGGAGCCACAUCUCCAGUAUUGAGACAGUAACAAACUUGAAGCUCAGAAAGGUCAUACUUGCCCUAGCCUCUGAGUCUCAGGAAUGUAUACUGAAACAACAAGCUAGUGUGGAGACUGCAUACACCAAACUGGAAUAUUUGAGGGACUUGUCAAAUAUCCAGAUGCAGCAGGCAAAGAUGCUUUUCUCCGGGUCACAACAGUGUUUUGAAAACUAUCAGACAACCAAAUUUUAUGGCAUUAAUGGGAUCUCACAUAGUACAUGCAAGGUCAUCCAACAAAACCUGAUCCCACUACUCAAGUCUACGGUUCAGAUGCUGGAGGAAAAUAGCAAUAGUGUAUCACCUGAGACAUCAGGCUACUCAUCAAGGAGCACUUUAAAUGCUCAUUCAGAGGCAUUAAGGGCUGAAGCAAGUCAGGAAACCGCUUCAGCUUCCAUAGUAUCACCUGUUCUCCCCACUUCACAUUCAGAAAGGAUCAGCCACAUACAACAAGAAAUCCAUACAAGGUUUUUCUUUGAGAAGCAUGCUUGUGAACUGGCACAUCUGGAACUGUCCUUACUGACAGAAGAAAUAAACACUAUCUUUUCCUUUUAUGAAUCAUCCAAGGCUAAGGAAAAGGAAUACCAUAAAGGAAAUUGGUUUCAGGGGAUGAAAACCAGUAAAGGAACAGAAGCAACCACCACAAAAAAUUCACUUCUGAAAGAACUGUCAGAACACCACCACGACACUGAACAAGCCCUCCGUCAGAAACAACUGGAAGAAAUCAAGCCUUCAGGCCUCAUCCCAGAGUUAACAGUGCCCAAACAGACCCUACAUUUUCUGGAAGAAAUUCCAGAUCAGUUGUCAAUUUGUCUUCUUGGCUUACAAAUCCCAGAUUCUAACUUCAUUGAACAGCAAAAACUACAUUCUUGGGAAGUCAAGCAUUCACCAGACUCUGUAACUCAAAUACUACAAGUUUCAGCAGUGAAGAUAGUAAAGCUGGAAGCUCUGAGGCAAGCAUGUCUGUACAGAGUCCUUGAUCUCUACAGCAACCUUCAGAUUCUGACUUGCCCAGAAGGUGUGACAAGGAUUCUGAGCAGUCUUGACUACAAAAAUACUGGUGAACAAGUAGCCCGAGAGGUCGCCCAGACUAGAGAGAAACAGCAAGUAGCAAGAGCAGUGGCCUUUCUUCACAAGCAUCAUCAGGAAGGGGAUUUGCUUAAAGGUUUAAAGGAAGAAUCAGAAGUUGAGCUGAGAAACAUGCAGGCACAAUUUAGACUGGAACUUCAAACACAGACAGAGGAAAAGAUGCAAGCCAAAGAAAUGCAAGUCAUCCAGGAGACCGAAGGAAAGAAGUUAGGGAAUCUUGUGGCAUAUUUCAUCCUAUCUCAGAGACACCUGCGGCAAACAGUCAUUAUGCUACAAGAUUGCUACAAGCUCAAGAAGAUUGCCUUGAGGUCCCAAAAGGAGGGCACAGGCCUGGAACAACUUGUUGUAGAAGAAUUAUUGAUUGAUGAUGACACCAGGGACAUUUCACAUCUCCUGAAGGACAACACAGAGUAUAUAUUUUUAGUGCUGGAAUUUAUACAAAGUGUAAGAUUGUUACAACUGAGAGAGACACAGUUUAAGGAAAUAGUCAGAAGCCUAAAAGACUGCAUCCAGGAGAAGUUUGUGGAUGAAGCUAACAUCACAGUCAAUGAAAUGAAAAAAUUCAGAGAGCAGAAAAUGAGAAGGCUGGAAGAACAGCUGAAACUCUUCCUGGAAGAUAAAAGAACAAAGAAGAAUAUUUCAAGUAAUCUUGAUCCAUUGCAGAAGAAAAAUGCCACCUUGAAAACAGAAGAAGCAACAGAAAAAAGACAAGACCUCUGGCAGACUUUCCAAGAGAAGCAUCUGGACCUCAAAGAAUCUCACAUAUGGCAAAUAUCAGAUGAAAGAGCAAAGCUGCAGGAUCAUCUGCUCUGUGGAGAACAGGAGAGCAGGAUGAAGCCCACAGGGUUUGAUUCUACAGCAUACAUUGAGCAGCGUAAUACGUACUCGAUGAAAGAAUGCAGUGAAACAAAAGCUUUCUUAGGAAAGGAUUUUCAUCCAGAUUUGCAGAAGUCUUUCUGGGUUCCAGGGAUACAUCAUAAGGCAGAUGACCAGCUCCUAUUGUUCUUGACUAAGAAUAUCAAGGUGCUGAAGCAGGCAGAACACCUGAUGGUAUCCAGAAUCAUUCUUCUGAAUCCACAGUUUACACCACCUUCACUGUAUGGUGGUGAUAAAGCUAAGUGUAUAAAAACAUCUUUUCUUCUUGGUCUUCUGAAAGACGUGAAUGAUGAGCUCCAAAGUCAUGCAGUGGCAGCUGGACUACUAGAAAGCCAAAGGCUGGAGAAAAAAACAGCAAGUACUUCUCAGGGUAUACAGGAUGCCUUGAUGACCCAAGAAGGAGAACUAACAGCAGUUGAUCCCACAACCCUUUCUACAAGAGAGUUUGUCAUAUAUCAGUAUGGCAUCUCCAUCCUACAGUUUCUCAGAUUUCACAUUGAUGCGCCAGAAGUUAAUCUGUGUGUUGCCUCCAGUGUACCUCUUAGUAAUGCCACAGGCAAUGCCUUCAGAAACUCUUUCUUUUAUCAGCUCUGGAUAUUUGUUCUUUCUCAGAAUUCAAAGAACAAACUAUUCAUUUUAAGGGAUUGCCUGAGUUCUGUUGGAAGUUUCCUUCUCCUCCUCGUGCACUGCUUAGCUCAUAUCACUGCUGCUGACUUCAACCAUGACAACAAUCCACUCUUUCUGAGGCUUUUUUAUCAGGCACUAAAGGCUUGUCUUAGUGAAACAUUCUCUCUCAGACUCCAGUUGUCAGCAUUUCUCCAGGGUGAUAAAUCUUAUGGGAUAAGUCAGAUAUUGCUAAAGGAAGAACCAUUCUGCAAGGAGGAAAUAAAUCUCAUCUCCCAACUUUUUGAGGUGAAAGUGAAAAGCCUCACGGACAUGGAAGGCUUUGAGAAGAACAACCUCUUGCUCCAUAAGAAAUCUGAGGAACUACUAAACGACAAGUUGCUUGUGAAGAAAAAAGAGCAUUUCCUUUGUGCCUCGAGCAGCUAUGAAAAGGGCAGCUUUGGAUGGAGGACACGCUUCGAAGAGGAAACUUGUGCUUACUUGUCCCUUUCAGAACUUGAGGAUAAAGUGGAUGUGUUAACUGAAGAGCUGGUACACAUCAUAGAGGAUGAACACCAGUUUUUAAACAGUAAAGGCAAUGAAGACUUGCUUUUUUACUACCUUGAAAUAACUAGUUUGGAGAAAGACUGUUUGGUAAAACAAAUAAAUGCAUUAGAAGAGAAAAUAGCCCUAGGCAGAAAGUUGUAGUGGUACUCAAAAGACGACUUGGUGCUUUGGUUCUAACUUGGUCCUCUGCAUUUGUCCUCAGGCUUUAAGCCACAGUAAAUCUUGUAUUUUUAUUCUAACUAUAAUGUAUUUUCCCCCUUCAUACAGCUCAUUAAAUUAGGAGUGAAAGCAAUGUAGUAAUUUAAGUGACAAGACUUUAAGUGACUGGUGUUUCUGGCUAUAUCCAAGUGGUCAAAAGACAAACAUUGUUGCAAAAGUUCAGACUCAGAGUUUUCAGGAACAGAAGCAAAAUACAAAAUCACUUAUAAGCCUGCUUAGCAUUAAAAAAAAAAAAAAAUUUCUAAAACUAAUAUAUCACUCUACUACAUGUUCUGAAGCCUCCACAGACAACCGAUUGUUACACUUUUCUUCUGACUUUGAGACUGUGAAAGCCACAGAUAUAAUCAACCCAAGUAACUGUAUCUACAUGAUUACACAUCAAGAGUGAGAUAUUAUCUCUGCCACUGAAAGUGACUUGCCCAGGCCAUACAGCCUUUACUUGUUCUGAAGUCACCAUAUUUCACCUCCUCUGUAGUACCAUCUAUAGAGGCAUGCAGGUCCUGAACUGCUAGACUAACCCUGCUCUUAAACUGAGAGAGACAGUGUUUCCUCCUCUCAUAUUCAAGACCCAAACCCUGAAACAUUCAGUAUUUGCUGAUCAAUGAAACAUCACCUCUUCUCUGCCACCACAGCCUCUGGUUUAGGUAAAAAGCAAGUGGAGAAAGAGCAGAAUCACCUAAGAUCCUUCCUUCCCCACCAGUACAAGAAUUCACAGAGGCAUGGGACAAGAUUCAAAUUAUUUCAUGAGUCACUGAAUACCCUCAAUACUAAUGCCAUUACCUCAUUUUACAUCAAAUAUUCAACACUGAGAAGUGGUUGGAUUAUUACAACUUUACAAAUUAUGUAUCCAUUCUAUUCUCUCAGAAUUGCUUAGUCAAUUGUUCACACCUUCACCCCCAUACACAGAUGCUUAUUUU
Aquila chrysaetos chrysaetos is the source of this 7519-nucleotide messenger RNA. RefSeq lists its product as uncharacterized. The record is from RefSeq and is a predicted model, not a curated record. NCBI's taxonomy places the organism in Eukaryota, Metazoa, Chordata, Aves, Accipitriformes, Accipitridae. The transcript has 39 exons. The coding region runs from base 9 to 6524 and encodes 2171 amino acids.